CUCCGCCGCAAGCCUCCUCCGCCGCCGCGGACUCCAGCAGCUUUAUCGCCAGAGUCCCUGAACUCUCGCUUUCUUUUUAAUCCCCUGCAUCGGAUCACCGGCAUGCCCCACCAUGUCCGACGCAGCCGUAGACACCAGCUCCGAAAUCACCACCAAGAACUUAACGGAGAAGAAGGAAGUUGUGGAAGAGGCGGAAAAUGGAAGAGACGCCCCAGCUAACGGGAAUGCUAAUAAGGAAAAUGGGGAGCAGGAGGCUGACAAUGAGGUAGAUGAAGAAGAGGAAGAAGGUGGGGAGGAAGAGGAGAAGGAAGAAGAAGGUGAUGGUGAGGAAAAGGAUAGAGAUGAAGAUGAGGAAGCUGAGUCAGCUACGGGCAAGCGGGCAGCUGAAGAUGAUGAGGAUGACGAUGUUGAUACCAAAAAGCAGAAGACCGACGAAGAUGACUAGACAGCAAAAAAGGAAAAGUUAAACUAAAAAAAAAGGCCGCCGUGACCUAUUCACCCUCCACUUCCCGUCUCAGAAUCUAAACGUGGUCACCUUCGAGUAGAGAGGCCCACCCGCCCACCGUGGGCAGUGCCACCCGCAGAUGACACGCGCUCUCCACCACCCAACCCAAACCAUGAGAAUUUGCAACAGGGGAGGAAAAAAGAACCAAAACUUCCAAGGCCCUGCUUUUUUUCUUAAAAGUAUUUUAAAAAGGAAAUUUGUUUGUAUUUUUUAUUUACAUUUUAUAUUUUUGUACGGAUUGUUAGGGUCAGCCAUUUUUUUUUUUUUUUUUUUUUUUUUGAGACGGAGGGAGCCUCUCCCUGUCGCCCAGGCUGGAGUGCAGUGGCGCAAUCUCGGCUCACUGCAAGCUCCGCCUCCCGGGUUCACGCCAUUCUCCUGCCUCAGCCUCUCCGAGUAGCUGGAACUACAGGCGCCCGCCACCAUGCCCAGCUAAUUUUUUGUAUUUUUAGUAGAGACGGGGUUUCACUGUGGUCUCGAUCUCCUGACCUCGUGAUCCGCCCGCCUCGGCCUCCCAAAGUGCUGGGAUUACAAGCGUGAGCCACUGCGCCCGGCGGGUCAGCCAUUUUUAAUGAUCUCAGAUGACCAAACCAGCCUUCAGAGCGUGUUCUCUGUCCUCCUUCUGACUUUACUUGUGGUGUGACUAUGUUCAUUAUAAUCUCAAAGGAGAAAAAAAGCCUUGUAAAAAAAAAGCAAAAAUGACAACAGAAAACAAUCUUAUUCCGAGCAUUCCAGUAACUUUUUUGUGUAUGUACUUAGCUGUACUAUAAGUAGUUGGUUGGUAUGAGAUGGUUAAAAAGGACAAAGAUAAAAGGUUUCUUUUUUUCCUUUUUUGUCUAUGAAGUUGCUGUUUAUUUUUUUGGCCUGUUUGAUGUAUGUGUGAAACAAUGUUGUCCAACAAUAAACAGGAAUUUUAUUUUGCUGAGUUGUUCUAAAAAAAAAAGAUAUAA
Messenger RNA from Symphalangus syndactylus (siamang), 1452 nucleotides. Its product is annotated as prothymosin alpha-like. Gene Ontology annotation, molecular function: histone binding. Gene Ontology annotation, cellular component: nucleus. The record is from RefSeq and is a predicted model, not a curated record. Gene Ontology annotation, biological process: negative regulation of apoptotic process; positive regulation of transcription by RNA polymerase II. Lineage: Eukaryota; Metazoa; Chordata; Mammalia; Primates; Hylobatidae.